AUGGGCCUACGCAAAAGCCAAAAAGUGGAUCUAUCUGAGCAGCAGCUGGUCGACUGCAGCCAUCUAUAUGGCAACUUAGGUUGUGAUGGCGGAUUCAACGUGCAAGGACUCGCCUACGUUCGUGAUCACGGCAUCACUGAUACUGCCAGCUACCCCUACGUCGCCAAGAACGGCCAGUGCAAGGUCCAUGGCGGAAGCUUCAAAAUCAGCAACAUUCAUUCAGUUGUGGGCUGCAAGAAUCUUGAAGCUGCUAUCUUGGAAAGGCCCGUCGGUGUGGAGUCGAUGCUGCCAACUGGAGCCGUUACGCAUCUGGUAUCUUCAGCAACUGUGGCAAGCAUCUCGACCAUAACGUCUUGCUGGUAG
Molecule: messenger RNA, 363 nt
Organism: Nymphaea colorata (pocket water lily)
Lineage: Eukaryota; Viridiplantae; Streptophyta; Magnoliopsida; Nymphaeales; Nymphaeaceae
Exons: 1
Coding region: 1-363 (120 amino acids)
Cellular component (GO): lysosome
Molecular function (GO): cysteine-type endopeptidase activity
Source: RefSeq, a predicted model, not a curated record